AUGCUCCUAGAGUGUUGCCUAGAGAAAUUAAAGAUUAGUAAUAAUGAGGCAUUGUACAUCUUUACCAAGCACAAAGCAUACCUCAACAAUAUAUUAUACCAGCAUAAGGACCAUGAUGCAGCCUUUUUGGCAGAUGUUAUUAGUCUAGGGAAAACAUGGAUCAGGAUUGACUGGCUUUUGCAUAAAAUCAAUGAAAGGCAAAGCUUGUUACAAGAGGGCAUGCCUCCUAAGGCCAUGGCAAAGCCUUUUCUUGUCAUUGUUUCUUCUAAUCUUGUAAAGCAAUGGAUGAAACAAAUUCUAUAUGUCAUGGAUAACAUUUUAGUCUAUAUGUACUAUGGAGACUACUACAAGAAGUAG
This is a messenger RNA of Xylona heveae TC161, 357 nucleotides long. RefSeq lists its product as hypothetical. NCBI's taxonomy places the organism in Eukaryota, Fungi, Ascomycota, Xylonomycetes, Xylonales, Xylonaceae. The record is from RefSeq and is a predicted model, not a curated record. The transcript is spliced from 4 exons. Gene Ontology annotation, molecular function: ATP-dependent chromatin remodeler activity; ATP binding. The coding region runs from base 1 to 357 and encodes 118 amino acids.